Messenger RNA from Cuscuta europaea, 2453 nucleotides. The record is from the annotation of a GenBank genome assembly. NCBI's taxonomy places the organism in Eukaryota, Viridiplantae, Streptophyta, Magnoliopsida, Solanales, Convolvulaceae.
CACCAUUAGACCAUGGCCCAAAAUCUCAAUAUCCCAAAUCCAACUCAGCUCGCAGGGGAAGAGGCAGCACCGCAGCAGACCGCAAUAGGAGUCCGCAAAUCCCAACCUAAGCUCCGCACUUGGACGGCGCACGGAGGUAUAGGCGCUUAGCACUUAGAUAGUUGGACGGCGCACGGCGGUUUGCCAGUUUGGACUGCUUCACUCCUUAGUUUCUGGCUUUCAAUUCUUCUCUUCGGUGGCAAACUGGGACUCUGGAGCUGCGGCCUGCGGAACUACCCAACGGAUGUCCCAAGAAAACUAAGGAGAACAGAGAGGAAGCCGUUGGUGACGAGCAUUAACGAGCUCAAGCGCAGGGAGAGGCUGGAGAAGCAAAAGCGACAAGAGGUUCGAGAAGUUACACUGAAGCCACCCGAGGAUGGGCUGUUAGUGAAGGGGUUAAUACCAGUAGCGCAUCAUGUUUUAGCUGCCCAAGCUGAGUUACUAGCUUGUGUUUCUAGAGUUGCAGAACAUAUUCCUAUCUAUUCAUGCAGGUUGUGUGGGGAAGUUCAUGUUGGUCAUACACCCCAUAAGAUUAAAACAUGUUCUGUUAGCGGCAGUGAGAAGAGCAAGGAGCAUAUUUGGGAGAGAGGGGAUGUCAAACACUUAUUGCCUCUUGUAGAAUCUUUCCAUAUGUAUGAUCGGUUGGGGAGAGCCGUUUCACAUAAUGAGAGGCUUGAGGUGGACCGGAUUCCUGCGAUUAUGGAGUUGUGCAUUCAGGCUGGGGUAGACGUGCCUGACUACCCAACCAGAAGACGGAAAUUUCCGGUUUACCAAGUGGCCGGGAAAAUGAUAGAUUUUGAGAAGAGGUUCCCCAAGGAUGAUGCUCUGUCUCGAAACCACAUCCAGACAUCUGGUUUUUGGGGAACUAAGAGAUUAAUAACAUCAAAUGCGAAAACUUCGGGUUUGCCUUCCGAUGAUAUCAGAGGAUGUGCAGAGAGAGGAAUGGAAGUGUGGGAGGAUACACGAACGGGAUCCAUACAACUAAUGCAGAAGUACGCUGUUCAAACAUGCGGAUAUUGUCCCGAAGUCCAAGUGGGACCGAAGGGUCAUAGGGUGAGGCAGUGCCAAGCCUUCAAGCAUCAAAUGAGGGACGGGCAACAUGCUUGGCAAGAGGCAACCAUAGAUGACCUUGUUCCCCCGGUCUAUGUGUGGCAUGUUCUAGACCCAUCUUCCCCUCUUCCUCUAGUUGAUGCUUUGAAGAGGUACUAUGGAAAGCUGCCCGCAGUUGUGGAACUGUUUUCUCAAGCCGGGGCUCAGGUUCGUAGCAGCUAUUGUGGCGUGAUGAGAGCAGAUAUUGCUCUUCCUAGUCUAGGUGAAGAAAAGUUAGUCGUGUGAGCGGUAGCCUCACACUCCCUUGGUCAGUGUUCUGCUGUCAUGAGUUCAUGCCAGCCCUCCGGGCUACUCUUGCGAUGUGCAAGAAAUCCUGUUUGCUGACGAACACGCGAGACAUUCAACCCAAGUCGACGAGGGCAAAUAGGUACACAAAAGUGAUGAAGAGAAGUAAAUCAGCCGGUGAGGCUCCCAGCAAAAUCCUCCCAACCACAUCCUCUGGUGUUUGAGUUCCAGAGGAAACAAUUGAACUCAUAACUGGGAAAACAAUAAGCUUCUCAUAGUAGCGAGAAACUCCCAAGCAAAGGGCGAUCCGUAAAGUGUUCUGCUGUCAUGAGUCCACGCCAGCCCUUCGGGCUACUCUCACGAUGUGCAAGAAAUCAUGUUUGCUGACGAACACGCGAGACAUUCAACCUUCAAUUCGUCCUCCCAAGUCGACGAGCGAGCUGCGCACUUUACCAUUUGUUCUUUUUCUCACCUCUCUGACUUACGCAACCUCUACCCCCAUAUUUUCUUUUUUUGGUGCUCUACUGUAGGGGCAAAUAGGUACACAGAAGUGAUGGAGAGAAGUAAAUCAGCCGGUGAGGCUCCCAACCACAUCCUCUGGUGUUUGAGUUCCAGAGGAAACAAUUGAACUCAUAACUCCCAAGCGAAGGGCGAUCCGUAAAGUUAAGCUCGAAUGCAUCUGGUUAGCUAUGAAGCCAUAUAAAAAAAUCUCACCUGCGUAGAACUCAAAACCCCAAAAGUCCAAAACAUAUAGGUAUUUUUGCCAUUUUUCCGAAAUUAUAUUUGAUUUUAAGUUAUUGAAAUUCAUCAUUGAGAUGAGGGCAGAAGUAAUGUGUUUAUAUCGAAGGCAACAUUUAGAUUGUGCUUAACCUUCAUCUAUUUUUCCAGAAUUAAUUUAUUUGAUUUAGAUUUUUACUAUAUAUUUGGUCCAGAUUAGUGUUAUAAGCUCUUAAUUAAAGACAUUAUGUAUAGCAUAAGUUGUGAGUAUUGCAUAUUGUUUCGUCUUGUAACUUGUUUAACAUGAAAGACAAAAUCGUUGUUAGUAUGUUUAAUGUGAGGCUAAUCAAUGUAGUAUUAUG